Paramecium sonneborni is the source of this 7705-nucleotide messenger RNA. The record is from the annotation of a GenBank genome assembly. NCBI's taxonomy places the organism in Eukaryota, Ciliophora, Oligohymenophorea, Peniculida, Parameciidae.
AUGAGUUCAAAAGAAAAACCUACUAAGUGCAAUAUUCAUCCUUAAUUUCAGCUGCAUUUCAGGAAUGGCGAGAUCAUUAAACUUGAUGGCUACUCCACUUAUUCCAAUCGCAUUAAUAGAACCUCUUCCAUUUUGUCGAUUCUUUUAUUGGCUCCUUUUAGAGUCGCUAGGAACAAUAUAAUGUAUUGCACUCUAUCUGCAAUUUGUUUGAUUUUACUUUCUUCUAUUUGGUCCAUGUAACUUUUCAAAAUAUUUUAGAGAUUCACCUUAAUAUGAAUUUUAUUUCAUCUUUUCUUUUUAACUGUUCGCACACAUUAGUGUUGAAUUGUAUAAUAAAUUCAAAAUUAAUGGUCUAGAUAUUAAAUUAAACAAUUAGGAAAAUAAAAUAUUGAAAUAGUGGGAUGAAUGUAUAAAUAAUAAAGAGAUCUUAAAGAGAAUCAAAUAAAAUGCUGCUUAAAAAAAUAAGAAUGAAGAUAAUAAAGAAAAAGAUCGUAUUAUUCCUAUUAAGAAUGAUCAAGUCCAACGUUAACUCAGUUAUAAAAGCAGAUCUUCUGGAAGUAUAAAUUUGAAUUUCUAUUUAAUAGUAUAAUCUUAAUUAUCAAGAUAAUCAAUAAAUUAAGGUAAAAAUGCAGGAUCCCCAAGAUAAGAUAAAAUGGCAUCAAGAGUAUCCUUAAUGAGUCCACUUAUUCACUAAGACAUGAUUAUCAAAAAUGAAUUAAAAAAUAAAUUGGUUUAAGAUCCUGCUAUUAGAAAAUUUAUGUAAUAAGUACCUUGUAUUUUUGAAAAAAAUACUUCACGAUCAAAAAAACUUAUUGAUUCUAAAAUUCUUAAAAUUGAACAGAAAAUAGAUUUAAUUAAAUCAAUAAGAGCUGCUGAAGUUUAAAUAGGAGAUGUAAUUAUAGUAGAAAGGAAUUAAAUUGCAUCUUGUGAUAUUCUUGUCUUAUAUUGCAAUGAUGAAAACUUUGCUAUCUCAAAUUAGCUUUGUGGGUAUUCUAAUACAUCUAUAAGAAAACCAUUAGUUCAAAAUAAAUGUACUCUAAAUUCAUUAUUUAUUUUUAGUUGACUCUCAUAAUCUAGUUUUGUUUAAAAAAUCAUUUACUGGAAAUAUAUUAUUGAAUGAAAACACAAAUAGUAUUUCUGGAUAUUUCUAACUUAAAAAAGAUCCAUAAUCAAGAGCUAUUGAAGACGAUAAUUUUAUAUUUGCUCAAGAAAAACUAUUAAAUACACCUUGGGUUAUUGGAGUUGUUGUACAAGUGGGAUUAAAAUGUCGUUGUUAUAAAUAAUUUAAAAUUAAACCUUAAGUUCCUAAUUAUUCAUAAAGAAUACUAUUAUCAAUUAUUUUUCUUUAUUUUGCCUUUAUAAUUGUAAAUUAUUUAUCAUUUAUUAGAGUUAAUGUACAUCAUUACUUAUUAGAAUAAAUAUGUCAAUGAAUAUUUAGAUAUCAUAUCUUUUAUUAUUGAGGAUUUACUUCACUUGAUAUUCCUAUUGCCUCAUAGUUUUAGGUUCUAUUAUUCUCUUAUAUAAUUAUUCUAAUAACAUAUUAUAUAUAAGAUCAGUUAAUUGGAUAUGAAACAGAUUAAAGCUUUUCAUCCAGAAUACUAUCAAUAAUAUAAACGUUUAACAAUAAAUUUAGAUUCCCUAUUGGAAGGAACAUUUGAAUUAAAAGCAAUAAUUUGUGGCAAUCGUAUUUGUCAUUGUCGAGAACAAGAUUUAAUGUAAUAAGCUUAAGUUUAUGCCUCUUCAGUUUCUAGCUAAAAUCUUUUUAAAACAGUUGAUUCUAAGGAUGAUUCUAAAAUUGUAGAAAUCUAAGCUUCUUAUAUUAAUUAAAUGUAAAACACCAAAUAAUAAAAUAAUACAUAAAAUUCUGGUAGAUAUUUAGAAGAUGAAAUAUUUAGUUAUGAAGCUCAUGAAGAUAUGGUUCUUAAUAUGCCAUAAUCAGUUGGUUUUAGAUUAAUUAGUAAUUUUACAAAUUAAGAAAAUACUCAAUAAGACUUGAAUGGAUUGAUUUAACAUUAAAGUAGUAAUCCUGAUAAGAGUGAUUAUCAAUAAAAAUCAAGCACAAAUAAAGUUUAACUCUCAAUGUACAGUAAAAGUAACAAACCAUUUGUUACUCUAAAAGAUAGUAGGGUUGAUAGAAAGUCUGUUUUUUUAAAUGAUCUAAUUAAAGUUAUUGCAACAGAUGAUGAAUUAAAUAAUCCAAUUUUACUGUAAUUAGCAUUGAAUCAUAUUUCUUAUUCAAAACUUAGAUACACUUAAACAGGAGAAGAGAAGGUUAAAAAUACUUAAGUUAAUAUAUUAGAUGAAAAACAAAUCUAAAUAUCUAAAUCAUUUGGAUUUGAAUUCAUUUGUGUAAAUAAUGUCUAGUAAAUAUAUAUUAUAUAUUUAGAAAUAUGUCAGCAUAUGUAGUUUAAAUAAAUUAGAAAAUUUACUCAUUCAAAUUAAUUGACUUUUAAAUCCAUCAUCAUACACAAAGACUUUAUAUGUUAUUUGAAUUAGAUCCUGAAUUUGAAAAACCUUUAAAUGCAGAAUAUAUUUUAUUAGUCAGAGAAUCUAAUUAUAAAAAAUAAGAUAUUUUGGAUGAAACCAAAAUUAAUCAUAAAUCAUCAAUCCAUGUUCUUCAGUAAACUGAUUUUGAAUAACUUCACUAAGUUCAUUACUAUUCAUGUCUCCUUAAUCAUGAAGAUGCUGCAUAUUAUGUUAAUUAAUAAUCACUCCAAAACUAGAAUUCAAUAGAGAGUGAAGAAUUUAUUUACAACUAUUUAGAACCAUUUUUAUAAUUUAAUAUUACUUUAGGAUUUAAAUAUAAUUUAAAGCCUAAGGCUUAAGAAUUUAUAAGAAAUUUUGAAAAAUCAGAACAAUAAAUGUUUUUUUACACAGAAUAAUUUUUCUCUUAUGCAUAUUCUGUUAUCCAGUAGACUGAUAUAUAAAGUCAUUUUAAGUUAAUUUUUGAACAAGAUAAUGAUGAUGACUUAAGAGCUUACCUUAAAAAAUCUUUAUAAUAAUUUACAUAGUUAUUCUCUGAAGCAAAUUAUGUAUCAAACUCUUAAGUUUAAUCUUUAAAUAAACUUGUAAACCCAAUGUCAUCUUAACUUUCAAAUAAAAAAGUUUAAGAGGAAUUUCAUUCAGCACCUCCAAUCACAAUUAUGCUAAGUAGUUAAGCCUGUAAGAUUAUGGAAAAUAAUAUCUACAUGAUUAAUCAUAUGAAAUUGCUAAUCUCUUUAGCCAAAGUAACUCUUCUAUAUAAUGCUAAUACUUAAUCUUUGAACUUCAUUUAAAAAUUGUUUGAUGAACCAAACUUAUCAUUAAAUUUAAUUUUUGAAAAUUAAACAUUAUUAAAAUGCCAUCAAGGAUAACAUAUUUAAAUUGCACUUCUUUAAGAAUUUAGUUACUUUCAAAAAGUAAAGUAUGAAAAUGUUAAUAAACAAACAUUUUUUAAAAAUAUGAUAUAAUCUCUAAAAGUUAGAUUAGUUUAUGAAAGAUGUAAUAACAUUUGAAUUAUUAAAAUAGGUCUUUUUAAUGAAUUAUUAAUAUACCAUAAUACUGAUGCUAUAUUAUAAGGAUUUUAUGAACUUAACGAACUUUUAUUUUACUAUGUCCCAUUAUUAAAUAUUUUAACAAAGUACUAAUUUUUGACAGCUUUUCAAAGAACUAUAUAUAUUUCAUCAUUUGCUAUUACAAUUUACACAACCAAUAUAUGGUUUUUCCAUUAUUAAAUUAAUUUAAUAGUUGAAUUUGUAUUCUAUUCUUUCCUCUACUCAUUAAUUAUUUACAUCACUAUAACAAUAGAAUUUAUUAAGUAAUAAGACCAUAACAUUAAAAGAGACUAAAAUUAAUAAAAAUUUAUUGAAUCACUUAUUAAUUAAUCAAAAAAUAAGUCUUAUUACAUUACAAUCGCAAUUAAAUGUAAAUUUAGAUAUUAAUUUAUUUAGCCAUAAUACAAGGUGUUUUGACAUCUCUGAUAUUUACAUAUCAAAAUUAAAUUUAAUCAACUGAUGUUGUUAUAGUUUAUUGUUUUCUUUCAAUAACACUAAAUGAUUUAAUAAGUUUAAUAUUUCAGGUUAGCUAUUAACUUAAGAUUGCUGUCUUCAUAAUUUACAGCCUUUCCUAUUUUUUUUAUUUAUUGCUUCAUUUUAGCAUAAUUUAUCCAAAUUAAGAGUUUAAAUUUGAAAUUUCAAACUUAUUUUAAAUUCUAUUAGUAAUGUUUAUAUUAUAAGUAAGUGAAUAAUUUUUUUAACAUCAUUUUAUUUUAUAAGUGCCUUAGAUGAGUGGAUAAUUGCAACAAAUAACAAAUGCUUUAAAUCGUUAUAAAGAAGAUACAAAUUAAAAAUAAAUUUCAAUUUUAAAUUUAUAAAAGGAAAUAAAUAGAAUAUUUGAAAAUAUAGAGCAUGUUGAUUUCAGUCUCUAAAAGCGUAAUCUAUAAUUUAUAUCUUUAAGUUUUACUGAGUUAAAAAACAAUGUUUUAAAAUUUAGGCUAAUGGCAAUCGUAAAUAUUCUAAAAAGCAUAAUCUAUAAUAAAAUGGAAGAACAAAUCAAAAAUUUAAGGAUUAUAGUUAAUAUUCUUUCAUUGUCAAAUGCUUAUUAUUAUUUAUUCUUAGUCUGAUAAUAGUUACUAUUUUUUAAUCACAUACAUAGUUUACUAAAUAUUUUUAAUAGUGUUAUUUGUUUUUCAAUCAGUAUAUCAUUUGAAUUCAAGAUAAACACAAUAUUUAGAAUUAGUAAAAUACAUGAUGUCAGGAAUAGCAACAUUUAUAGCAGUUUUGGGAUUGUCAGUCACUGAUAUGUCAUCAAAUUAUCAUUCAUUUUCUGAAAUCUUGGUAACUUUUCAAAUAUCAAGUAAACUGCAUCCAAUUUAUGAUAAUAGAUUAUAUUUAAUACCAAUAGUGAUAGUUUUAAUAGCAUAUUUUGUUACGUAAGAUUAAAAUUAUUAUAGAUAGUUUUUCAAUAAAUGUUGAUAUUACUCCUUACUUUUUGAUAAUUAAAAUUUGUAUAAUUCUAUUUUUUUCAGUGCAACAAUAUAUAAUUAAAAGCUAUGUAAGAUUUGUUAAUUAAUUAAUUAAGUUUAUUCUACUUGAAGAAGAUUAAGCUACAAAUUAAAUAAAUUUCAUAGAGGAGAACAAUAAAAUAAAUGAUAUUCUAGGAAUAUUAUUGCCUAAAUUUGUUCGUCAUCGUCUAAACGAAAGUAAACUUAUUUUCAAACAUGAUUAGCUGAUUAAUAUAAUAUUCACUAAAACCAAGGAAAUGUAGCUGUAGUUUUUUGUGAUAUAUGCAAUUUUGAUUAAAUCAUAAUGGAGGAAUAAGAAAAUAUAAUUCCAUUUUUAGAUGACUUAUUUCGAACUUUUGAUAAAUACUGCGAAAUAUGUGGAGUUUAGAAAAUAGAAACAGUAGGUAAAACAUACAUGGCAUCAGCUGGCCUUAAAGCAUGUGAAUAAGAAUUAGCAUAUCUAUCAGAAAUCCAACCAGUUUAAAGAGCGUUGAAUUUGGCAGAGAUGAUGAUUACAUACAUUAGAUCAAAAUUGUAUGAAUAAUUAAUUAUAACUUUUAGAUGGGGUCAUUAAAGUUAAGCUCUGAUUGGUAAGAUAGGAAUUCAUUAUGGUAGAGCUAUUUCUGGAGUUAUAGGAUUUCAUAAACCUUAAUUUUCUUUAAUUGGUGAUACAGUUAAUACUACUAGUAGAGUGUGUUCAACUGGACAAGAAGAUAAAAUUACUUUAUCUGAGAAAGCUUUUGAAUAAUUAAAAAAUGAUAAAAUAGAAUUUGAAAUUAGAUAUGUUGAAAUGAAAGGUUUAGGAUAAAGACCAACAUAUGUUUAUAUAUAAAAAGGGAAUACAAAAAAUUAUAUUGCAAAAAAUAACUCAAUCAACAAUAGCAAUAGUAACAGCAGAUAAAAUACAAUGAAUAUGCCAAAUAGAGUUAAAACAUAAUCAAUUUAAAAAGGAAGUUUAAAAAAACGAUCUAUUGCUAUCUAAGACCCUUUAACAUAACGAUCCAAAUAAUUAUUAUCAUUAUAAUUAUCAUGGAACUUUCAAUAACAUGCCUAAUAAAAUUCAUAAUCUUUUUCUGAGGAUAGUGUCAAAAAAGGAUUGUAGAAUUCUUUAUCAAUAAAUAAUCUAAAUCAUUUAUAAUAGGAUCAUGAUCAUGAAGAUAAAUUAAGUAGAAGCAUUAAGUAACCAGAACUCAUUUAAUAAUUAGCAAAUGUAUUUUAACAAAAAUUUCAUUUAGAAGAUUAUUAACCUGAAGUUGAUCAUUAUAUUGAUUACAAUUAAUUAUUAGUAAUUAUUUAAAAUAAUUAUUUAGAAUGUUAUUUUGCUUAAAAAUGAAAAUGGAUUAGAAGAAAAUUUAAUUUUAUAAAACUCCUUCUUUUCAUUGCUUAAAAGAUCUUAUUAUUCAAAUUAAAAUAGUUAUUUAGAAUAUCAUGAAUACAUUUAUAAGCAAUCUGAAGGAGUAACUAAUAAAAUAAUUUAAAUUUAUUCAAUGUAUUAUUUAAUAAAACAAUUUUGUUUAAUUGGUGAAUAUAAUAUAAUUCCAUUACCUUUGAUAAUUUUAUAAUGGAUUGGAUGCACACUUAAUAUAAUAUCUUUGAUGAUGUACAAGAAAAGAAUAAUAAACUAUUGGAUAUAAUUGAUUUAUUUAGGAUUGAGUUUUUAGCUUAUUAUUGCUGGUAUUUUUAUUAUUGUUGAGAAGUCUUUAUUUUUAAGUUACUCUCAUAUUAUAGAAAUGAUCUUUAUCCAAUCAUUUUUUAGCAAUAUAUAAGUUUUACAUUUUUGGAUUAAAAUUUUGUUUUGUAUUUGUUCAUUUACUUUUGAAGCUUUUAUCCUAAUAUUUUAAAAUGAACAUCUCAUUUCAUUCUUUUUUGCUUUCAUUGUAAUGAUUUACAACAUUAAUUAUUGUUAUUUUUUGGAAGAACAAUAGGUUGCAUGUUUUAAUUAGAAAAACAUCUUCUAAAGUUAAUAAGCUAAAGAAACUUAAUUAUUAUAAUAUCUACUUCCUAAACAUGUAAAUUUAUAAUUAAAUUUCACAGAUCUUAUAAACAUUUCUGGAUGAUAAUAAUAGAACCAGAUGCUUAAGUGAUAAAAUAGAAAAUGUUACUAUUUUAUUUGCCGAUAUUGCAGGUUUCACUGAAUAUUCAAGUAAGGUUACCCCUGAAGAAGUUUUACUUAUGUUAAAAAAUUUAUUCGUUGAAUUCGAUAGAAAAUGUUAUGAAUUAAAUGUUUAUAAAUUAUAUACAAUUGGUGAUUGCUAUGUAGCAUUUGGCAUGAUAGAUUACAAUGAAAGAAAUCCUUCUGAAGAAGCCAAAAAUAUAGUUGAUUUGGCAUUUGAAAUGAUAAGAAUUAUUGAAGUUGUCAGAAAAUAAAUCAAUUUCGAUGGACUCGAUAUGAGAAUUGGCAUCCAUACAGGAUGUGUAUUUGGAGGAGUUAUGGGUACUGAUAUAGUAAGAUAUGAUAUUUAUGGGCCCGAUGUACUUAUUGCAAAUAAAAUGGAAUCUAAUGGCAAAAAGGGAUAAGUUCAUGUAAGUGAAGUAACAAAAUAACUGCUUGAAUAAGAUUAUGAAGAUAUUUAUUCUUUUACAUUGAAUACAAAUGUUACACUAUCAACCAUUAAUAGAAGUAUAGAUGGUUACAUUGUUGAGAAUUUAGCCGAAGAUGAAUUUCCAUCAGAUCAGAUUAUUUCUUAAUAAAUUUAAGUUUAAUCUUUGCAUUCAGAACAUUGA